CGGGUCCGACUACCGCUUUUGUCCGGUCGCUCGCUGGAGGUAUUCGGUGCCGCUUUUCUGCUUCUGACGGUCUAGCGGCCUGCUCCUCGCCUGUUCCCAGCGAGACAGGCAUGAAUGUCCCUGGGCCGCCGCCCCUGGACGGGGUCCUGGCAGGAACCCCUGACGGCCUCGGGGUCGGGGAGACUACUCCGGGUUUAAAUGACAUCUCUCCAGAUGAAGGGUUAAUAGAGGACUUGAGUGCAGAAGACAAAGCUGUGGAGCAACUGGCAGAAGGAUUACUUUCUCAUUAUUUGCCAGAUCUGCAGAGAUCAAAACAAGCCCUCCAGGAACUCACACAAAACCAAGUUGUAUUAUUAGAUACACUGGAACAAGAGAUUUCAAAAUUUAAAGAAUGUCACUCUAUGUUGGAUAUUAAUGCUUUGUUCACUGAAGCUAAACACUAUCAUACCAAGUUGGUGAAUAUAAGAAAAGAGAUGCUGAUGCUUCAUGAAAAGACAUCAAAGUUAAAAAAAAGAGCACUUAAACUGCAGCAGAAGAGGCAGAAGGAAGAGUUGGAAAGGGAGCAGCAACGAGAAAAGGAAAUUGAAAGAGAAAAGCAGUUAACUGCCAAACCAGCUAAAAGGACAUGAAAGGUGUAAAUUUAAAAGUUCCAGUUUUGCAUUUUAGGAGUUGACUUGCCUUUCUGGUAAUACAACAUUGGUUUUUGGUAAUUGCCUUUCCAUGUCUUGGUUAAGAAGAAAUGCCAACGUUUAAACACAUGUGCCACUGGAAUAGAGGUGGUAUAGGCCUUUGUGAAGAACGUGAAGGAAAAGUGGGCGCACGUGAAAUAACAGCAUCUUAGAGGUAGGGUAAGUGAGCAAGAUGCCAAAUAGCUUCCACUAACCUUAUACUCUGUCUGCUUCCUGGAGUCUGAAACCACAGUUCACCUUCUUGUUGUUAUUUAGUUCUUACAUAGCUUCUGGGUUCAAAGUAGAUUACAUCUAUUCUUAAGAUUUGCGUAGGCUUGUGGAACACUCAUUCAUAUAUGCUUUAAUAUUUAUAAUACUUAGUAACAGUUGUGACACACUGAGAUAAGAUGAUGAACCCAGCUUUCCAACUUGAAAGUGUAUUCACUAGUUCUUUGUAUGUUCUGAUUUGCUGUGUGGCCUUACGUGUAGUUUCUAUUUCUGUGCUUUUUAAAAAUUCCUAAAGUGGAAUGAUCUAUACCAACUUCCUACUUUAUAGAUAAUGACAGGAAUGGUAGAAAAUUAGUAAAUAGUUUCUUCACAAAAGAAGGCAGCAUGAUAACCUUUAGUGUUUUCUAGAAUUUUUCUCCCAGUAUUAUAUGUAGCAACCUAUUACAUGAGGGAAAUAUUAUGAAGUUUCAUUGUUUAAAAUUCAAAGCACAUUAUUCACUGUUUUAGUAUUAAUAUUCAACUGGUCUCCAAUCUCUAUUACAUAGGGAAUAUAUGGGACUUAUAAAGGUAUAAGAUUAGAAUGUGUAUCUUUUAUAAUUCACAUUACAUUUUUGGUAAGCUAGAAUCACUACCUCUAUCACAUAUCAGGUUAAUGAUUGAGAUAGCGUUAGAUUUAAGUUGACUGCUAAAAAACCUGGUCUGUUUAAAGGUUUAUGGUUUUUUUGAAAGAGCCUUUCCCUUAUUUAAUGGAUGAAAAUGGUCUCAAAAUCCACAUAACUUCCAUCUUUUGUUUAAGAAUGUAAAGACAUUUACUUAAAAAGUGUUGCCCUCAAACACUUGAUAAAACUGCCCAUGGCAGGAUUCAUUAGAGCUUGCAGGACAAUGUCAUCUAAAUUGCUGAAUGUACUCAUUUUUAACCUGGUAAAGUCUGUGCAUUGUUUCUCAGGGUGGUUUGUGUUACUGGCUGGAAUGAUUUUUUAAAGUGCUGGUUCCUGGACAUCACUCUAAAUCUACUGAAUCAAAUCUGCUUUUUGUUUGAUUGUUUGUUGGAAGUUUCCUCAAGUGCUUUUGAAGCGUUCUGAAGUUUAAGAGCCACUGGUCUAUGUCAGAGGAUUUCUCACUAGGCUGCAUAUUAUUAUCUCCUGGGGAACUUUUAAAAAAACCACAGAUGGUCCAGGACAUUAUUAUUCAGUAAUUAUGAGUUAGAGCCCAUAAUCUGUAUGUUAAAAAAGAGCUCCCCAGAUGAUUCUGAUGCAAGGAACCAUUGGUCUAGACUAUCUAGUGAUUUUUAUUUGUAAGCAGUGAAAUAAUUUAAAAAUGUCCUAGUAACUCUUCAGAUUAAUGUUAUGAAAUAAGAAUUGAGACUGAACUCUAGCAAACAGGAAAUAGGUACAGAAUUCUGGUUAAUUAAAUGAACUUUUGUGACUGAUAUUAAAAUAAAUGUUUAUUGAAUGAAUGGCAAGGCACACAUACUUUUAGAGUUACAUUAUAUAAAUUUUGAAGACUUAAAAAAAUGUCUAAACUGGUACAUAUAUACAUAUACAUGUGUAUAUUAUAUAUAUGUAUAUAUAUAAACAUUCAGUAUUUUAAGGUCAAUUAUGCAUCAGAGUACUGUUAUCUUGGUAGUUAAACUUUAAAACAUUAGUUGUAUUUCAUUAACAUAGAAACGCAUUAUUGACCAAAUCUGAAUGGGAACCCUCAUAAUUAGUCUUCUGUAUUUUUGAAUGAAAUAGUUAGUUGGUGCCUGGGAGGCUUUUGGUUUGGGGUUGAAAAAAAUUGCCUUUGUUUUGAAACUAUACGACAUGCACUGAACGAAAUGGUGAGAAUUCCUUUUGUAUUUACUUGGGAGUUGUAAUCAGGUAAAUAUGCAGAUGUAGAAUAUAACAUAGAUUGUGUCUGCAGUGAGUGUGGAUGUAGUUUUACAAGUUUGCCAAUUAUAUACCCUCAUAUAUUAGUGUGUUUUUGAGCUUGGGUAAUGAGGACUACUUUUUACACAUUUAAUAAAAUACAAGGGCCUCUGAAUUACUGAUAUUAUUUAUCAAGUGCCACUCUAUAAGUACUACAUGUACUUUCCUUCCUGUACACUUUUCAGACAUGCUACUCUUUUGCUCUCCUCUCCUGCUGUCUUUCUCUUAAUAUACUGUGUCACAAUAUGAUAGGUCCACUCAUGAAGUCCUUUUCAGAAAGGUGAUAGAAAGUGUUGUGAGAGGAUUCCAGUUGAAAUAACCCAAUGUCAUAAAGUUGUUCACUGUUCUUUGAGAAUAAAAAUGAUAGCUAGCACUUUUAGUGGUUUGGUAGAAAGUGUUUUAUAAGGAUCCCUACAUGUAUAGUCAGUAAAUAAUGGAAAUUUCCAAUUAAUAAAAUAUUUUAGGCCAGGGUUUUUUUUUUUUUUAAAACCUGGGAGUCUUUAGACCCCUGGGCGAGGAACUUCUGUGGAUGGUUAUUGGAGGGGCCAUGAACUCCCAUAAAUUUGUUACAAAUCCAUGUAUUUUUCCAGGAUUGGGUCUAUAGAUUUCAUCAGAUUUUAAGAUAAAUAUCUCCAUCUAUAUGCUCCAAAGCAAUGGAUCUUAAUUGCUUCAAUUGUACAUAUUAAAAAAAAAAUACUUAGUUUCUAUAAUUUGCUUUUGGAUGAAGAUAUUUCCUAUUUUAUAUGUUCAUUCAGAUUAACCAGAUGUUCUGUUGUGCUAACUCAUUCAUAUUUUAGUUAGCCUCAUACAUGGUUGGCAUUUGGGUGAGACUGGGUUUAUCUUCAAGGCCAAUAAGAGAGUGAAGGGGGUAGUCUAGGGAGACAGUUCUUAUGACCUUCAUUUAAAAGGCACUUAAAGCAGAAAUUCCAAAGGCAGUGGUAAAGAAGAGAAAUUAAAGAGAAGCUAGGUAAAAUAUGGAGGGGUAGGGGUAGUGGUAAUAGAGGGGAACUGAGAAGGCCAAGACUGAAAUGGAAGGGAAAGGCAAAUCUAUUCUUCAUGUACCCUGAGUAAAGAACACUAUAAGCCUGUAAUGAAGAAUAAAUUAAUAGAAUCGACCUAUUUUAGGAUAAAAAUAGUGAAAGUUCGCCCCCUACUGCCAUUUCAUUGUAAACUGAAGAAAAGGCUGUAGCUGUUCAUUUUGGUUUAGACCAUAAAUAUAUUCCUAAUAUGCUCCAAGAAGCCUCCAGUGUUCAAAUCCAGUUGAGAAUGGACUUGAAAAAAUUACUCUGAGCAUAUACAGGUGCUGCUCACUCUUAUUCCUAGACUUGACUUUUAUUGGUCUAUUGGAAAAGACAAUAAAAAAAUAUAUUGAACACCUUGUGGAAGGGAAUACUAAGAAAUAAAAUCAUUUCGAUAGACCUGAGGGUUCCUCACCUCCUCUUUGACUGUAAAAGUUUAAAUUCUGAGGGCCCUAGUAAUAUAGUGAUUAGGAUUGUGGGCUCUGAAGUCAAACUGCCUUGGUUCUCAUCCUGGUUUAAUUUGAGACUGGACAAAUUAUUUAAACCCUGUCUACCAUAGUUUCCUAAACUGUAAAAUUCCUAACUUCAUAAGGCUGUGAAUUUUCAUGAUAUCUUUAUAAAGACCCUUAGCAAAAUAGAGCUCAUAGUAAGAGCUCAAGAAAUGUUGGGUAUUAUAUUAUAGUAUCUGGAAGUCACAUAUCUACAUGGGAGGCUAGUUAUUUUCCCCCAAACCUUCCAGGCCUUUUUGUACCUGUUUUUGCUCAGGGGUUUCCACUGCCUAGAAUCCUUCAUCCUUUUAUGUCUGCCUGUUGGACACCUGUUCAUUCUUUACAACUCAAAUUUCACCUCUUUAGGGUUUUUUCCUCCCCUUCCCCCUGAAAGAAUUCCUAUUUUUAUUUUCCUGUAGUAUGUCAUUGUACUUUUUCUUAGCAGUUACAGUAUUAGUUAUGCAUUCAUGUGUUUCUCAAGAUCAUGGAUGUUUCUUAAUCAUCUUUGUAUUUCAUGGUGAGUUGCCUCGUCUGGAGUUAGUUUUCAGUAAAUAUUUUGGAACUGAAUUGAAGCUAGUAGGAAAGAAGUAAUAUGUAUAUAUUAAAAAUAACUAUUAAAAAAAAACACUGGACUAGAUAAAUGCCAAGUAAGGAAUACUACAAUAAAAAAUUAUAAUUUCUGCAAUU
Messenger RNA from Choloepus didactylus (southern two-toed sloth), 4997 nucleotides. RefSeq names its product biogenesis of lysosomal organelles complex 1 subunit 6 (gene BLOC1S6). NCBI's taxonomy places the organism in Eukaryota, Metazoa, Chordata, Mammalia, Pilosa, Megalonychidae. Gene Ontology annotation, biological process: intracellular transport. The transcript is spliced from 6 exons. Bases 111 to 629 code for a protein of 172 amino acids. The record is from RefSeq and is a predicted model, not a curated record. Gene Ontology annotation, cellular component: extrinsic component of membrane; BLOC-1 complex; transport vesicle.